GACUUUAAUUUAUUUAAAUAUUUAAAAAAAGCUCAAAAAAUGCUCAUAAAUAAUCAACAACAACGACAAAUAUCAUUAAAUAAUCAACAACAGUCACAACAACCUCUUCAACGAACAUCUCCACCACCGCCACAACCUUGUUCCAAUCAGACAAAUUUUGAGGGAAAUAAUUUUAAUUUAAAUUCUCAACAGCCAAUUCCUUUAUUUGGUGGAGGAUUGGGAGGAAAUGGACAACAACAAUUAAACAAUAAUUUAUUUAAUUCUGUUGGAGGAAUGUUUUCAACAACAACUUUAAAUCAACAAAAUCCAAACAAUUUAAAUAAUGUUGGUGUUGAGAAUAGACAAAUUAAUGGACAGACAAUUCCUGGAGCUUGGUUUAUUUUUUUUGAAAUAUUUUGUAAAAAUAAUUUUGUAAACCGACUUUUGUGGAUCACACUUGCGGACUGGCAUUUGUCUGAUCUAAUAUAAAUCUUAAAUAAAAACUAGAUCCCUUUCAAAUCUUUUUCGUUACUCAUUUAGUCCUUCCCCUCCAGUCAGUUUUUCUCGACCCUAAGUUAAAACCUCUAGCUGAUUUUGGUUUCAUUCUGUCAGCUCGACGAGUUCUAUAUUCCACAAAAAAUUAUUUCCACAAACAUUUUUAUUUUUUUAAAGGUUUUUUCCUCCUCAACAGUCUGCUGA
Messenger RNA from Meloidogyne enterolobii, 678 nucleotides. Lineage: Eukaryota; Metazoa; Nematoda; Chromadorea; Rhabditida; Meloidogynidae. The record is from the annotation of a GenBank genome assembly.